AACGUCCUUGCACCGAUCGCUUAGCAAAAGCGGAAAAACGAGUCUGAUUUCCAGUGGCGGCAACCAAAAACAAAAUAUUCUACAAACAAUUGUACCAACUACACACAAUAAAGCACUGCGACCAACAGAGAAGAAGUUGUAAUAACUGAAGAACAAACUCACUUCGCAAAAAUGUUUUUGGCAAUAAAUCAACUCAAUGGGCAGGCAGCCAAAAGGCGCAAAAAGGAGUGUAUACGGCGGGCAGGUGGUGUUGCUGUCGACGAGGAGACGCUGGCCAAACGUAGCAGUGUAACAAUGCCGCUAGGCGAAAUGCAAGCAGAAACGGAAGCGAUAGCAGCGCCACAAGCGGAUGUGUCAGCAACAACAACGCCACCAAUUGAUGCGUCCGGCACGUCGCUGGCAAGCUCGACUGCCAGCUCCACGGUCAAUCUAAUUGAUGAUAUGUUGCUGGAAACUGCAACCGACAGCAGGACAAUAACAGCCGCUGCGAAUGCGACCAAAAAAGCAACAACGCUGACAGCCGCGAAAUUGCAAUCGACGGCGAAAUGUAAAAAUUGCCAGCAUGCGCUUUCGAAUAGCCAAUGCCGACGGCAACAAAGUGAACCGCAACAGAGGGGAAAGGCAAAAGUGCCUGCGCUUGCCACGUUCACCGGCUGUCGCUGUGACUGCGAUUGUAUAAAUAAAGGUUCGCUUUCUUCAGCAGAAACCCAUCCGCCUACAGUUACACCUUCACUCAACCCGCCUACGCGUUCACCUACAGCGUCUACGGCAGCAACGCCGCCCACUUCAUUGUAUGCGGUCUAUAUGUGCCUUGGCACACUCGCACUAGCCGUGGCCACGCUUUCGGUGCUCUUCUACUCGCAUGUGCACUCUACCAGCACGAAUGGGGAAGUAACUAAAAGUAGCCGAAUGCCAAUAACUGUGACGCCGCCGCCGCCGUCGCCGCCGCCGCCAGAUGCGAAUUUCGUAUUCCGAGAACAAUUUCAACGUGAACUGCUCGCAUCGGAGCAUGUGUUGCGCGGCAUUGUGAUGCAAGUGUUGCAACAGCAAGAGGGUCAACAAAAAAAACAAGCAACACGGGAGUACAAUGGAGCCUUUGGAGGCGCUGAGCCAAUUUCCAACUACCAACAACGCACAAUUCGAGCGACGGCAGCGGCAGCGGGAAUGCCGACGACUACGACACUACCGGCAGCAGCAGUGAUGGUAGCAAGCGAUGGCACAUUGGUGAAAAACGAGCGCAAGUAUGUGGACCAUGCCAGACACGCUGCAGAUACGCCAACUACAACGACAACGAAUGAUGGAAAAACUAUGGCCGAGCAGAGUGGCGUGAGUCACGCUGCAAGAAGACUACGUCGUGAUAUUGCUUCCUCGCCGGCGUCCAUGCACGCUGAUCCCGUUAUUGAAUUUUUCAACCCGGAUCACCGUAAAGUGCUCGAAGAGCAGGAUAAGGAAAUACGCAAACGUACAGGGCUGAAGGGUGCAGCGCCGGGAGGUGAUGAGUGGAUUUACCUAAAUACCUACUGUCGUGUGCCGGAAAAAAUCAUAACCGGAUUCUGCAAAGGCACUCAAGACUACUGUCCACCGGCGCCACAAGGUCCACCUGGCCCUGCGGGUGCCAAGGGCCCCACCGGACCGCCUGGUCUGCCGGGCAUUCCUGGGCCAAAAGGCAAUCGCGGUGAUGUCGGACUACCGGGACCGCGAGGAGUAGAUGGCGCAAAUGGGCCUAUAGGACCACGUGGACCCAAAGGUGACAUUGGUAUACCGGGGCGAGCUGGACUUGAUGGUCGUGAUGGUGUACCUGGUGAGCCUGUCCUAGAUGGUGUACCCGGCCGUGCAGGUGCUGAUGGUAUACCGGGCAAAGAUGGGUUGCCAGGUUUGGAUGGUCGAGAUGGAUUGAACGGUAAAGAUGGUAAGGAUGGUGCAUCGGGACCAAAGGGUGCACAGGGACCACCUGGAGAGCGAGGACUCAAGGGUAUUGCCGGACCACGUGGACGACCUGGUAAGUCCGGUAAAGAUGGAACUCCGGGAAUUCCUGGCAUAAAUGCAUGGAAGGUACAACUUUUAAAUGGCAGCUUCUCCAAUGAUUUACUCAUUCCACCAUCGAUUGCUGAUAUUAAUGCGCCAAACAUCGAACGCUUUGUUAUUGUUGAGGAGGGUAAGACGUUGAAUUUGAGCUGUGCGGCCAGUGGUAAUCCCAUGCCGCACGUUGAGUGGCGACGCGAUGACGGACGUACAAUCAAUAUUAAUGGCGUAGAAAUGUCAUCGGUUAGUGGACCUUAUUUGAAAUUCACAAAUAUUACUCGACAUCAGAUGGCUGCCUACACUUGCUUUGCGGAUAAUGGUUUGGUGCCAGUUGCAAAUGCUACCUUUCUCGUUCAUGUUUACUUCUCGCCAAUGAUUGCAGUCUACCGGCAAAUGAUUUAUGCUGAGUACGGACAGAGCGCCACGCUGGAAUGCUUG
This is a messenger RNA of Rhagoletis zephyria (snowberry fruit fly), 2460 nucleotides long. RefSeq lists its product as uncharacterized. The record is from RefSeq and is a predicted model, not a curated record. NCBI's taxonomy places the organism in Eukaryota, Metazoa, Arthropoda, Insecta, Diptera, Tephritidae.